ACAACAGACCGGAACCAGAACCGGACCAUGAGCCUGCGCGCCUUCAUGCUGUGUGUGUGUCUGCUGCUUCAGAGUGUCGGAGCCAGACCCGCUUCUGAGCUACAGAACCUGGAGCGGCUGCUUCAGGACCAGCUCAGCUCCACGGAGCAUCCCGAGGAGGACCGGCUGGACAGGACGCGGGAGGAACCGCAGCUGGGGGGUUCCUCCUCGCGGGAGGCGGCAGAUGAAAGUGCGCUCACGCGCCUCUUCGCGGACCUCCUGAGGACCUCGAAGCGCUCGUGGGGGCGCUAUAAGAAGGGCGGGAUGCGGAGCUGCUUCGGAGUCCGGCUGGAGAGGAUCGGCUCCUUUAGCGGACUGGGCUGCUGAGGUGGGGAGGGCGCAUCAAAUCCCCCACUGUCCAGAUCGUCCCGCGCGGGGGCUUCUCCCCCGCCUCUGUUUUGUCUGUGUCCACAGGCGCAUGAGUGGGAGCGCCAGGUAGCUGACGCGCGCGCACGCGGGUGGGGGGGGGGGGGUCUUUGGUGAUGCUCGAUGGUGUCAGUCAUGUUGCAGUAAAACUUUGAUUCUGC
Oryzias latipes (Japanese medaka) is the source of this 566-nucleotide messenger RNA. RefSeq names its product natriuretic peptide A-like (gene nppal). Gene Ontology annotation, cellular component: extracellular region. Gene Ontology annotation, molecular function: hormone activity. The record is from RefSeq and is marked provisional. Gene Ontology annotation, biological process: cGMP biosynthetic process; receptor guanylyl cyclase signaling pathway. Lineage: Eukaryota; Metazoa; Chordata; Actinopteri; Beloniformes; Adrianichthyidae.